AUGAAACCUUCUGAGCUGCAAGGCAAGCAAAGGAAGCAAGGGAAGGACUGGACAGACAGAACUGCUCACUUUCUAAUCUGUGCAUCUAUCUCCUGUAGCCUGAGGGCUUGCAAACUCACAGCAGAUUGUUGUGGGGACCUCUCCUCUGUUCUCAGCACUAACCAGUUCCUGACAGACCUGGACCUGACUGGUAAUGAAAUGAGAGAUACGGGAGUGCAGCUCCUGUGUGAGGGACUGAAACAUCAAAACUGCAAACUGCAGAGACUGAGACUGAAGAGCUGCAAAGUCUCAGAUGAUGGCUGUACAGAUCUUGCUACUGCUCUCAGAACAAGCCAGAGCCUGACAGAGCUGGAUCUGAGUUCUAAUCAUUAUCUGAGAGAUCCUGGAGUGCAGUUGCUGUGUGAGGGACUGAUGCAUCCAACCUGCAAAUUACAGAGUCUGAAGUUAAAUUAUUGCAAUAUCACACAUGUUAGCUGUGAGGAUCUUGCUGCUGUUCUCAAAACCAGCCAGAGGCUGAUAGAGCUGGACGUGGGCACUAAUGAACUGCAAGAAUCCGGAGUACAGCUUCUGUGUGAGGCGCUGAAACAUCCAAACUGCAGACUGCAGAGACUGGGGUUGGGGUUGUGCUCUCUCACAGCUGCUUGUUGUGGGGAUCUCUCCUCUGCUCUUAUCACCAGCCAGACUCUGGCAGAGCUGAACCUCCGGGAUAACAGACUGGAAGAUUCAGGUGUGCAGCUGCUGUGUGAGGCACUGAAACAUCCACACUGCAAACUGCAGAAAAUAAAGUUGUGGGAUUGCCAUCUCACAGCUGCUUGUUGUGGGGACCUCUCCUCUGUUCUUAGCACCAGCCAGACCCUGUCAGAGCUGAACCUGAAACAUAAUAAACUGGAGGAUUCAGGAGUGCAGCUGCUGUGUAAGGGACUGAAACACCCACACUGCAAACUGCAGAAACUAAAGUUGGCGAAUUGUGAUCUCACAGCUGCUUGUUGUGGGGAUCUCUCCUCUGUUCUUAGCACCAGACAGACCCUGACAGAACUGGACCUGAGGAACAACAAACUGGAAGAUUCAGGAAUGAGGCUGCUGUGUGUGGGACUGAAACAUCCAAACUGCAAACUUCAGAAUCUAAGAUUGAGUCGUUGUGAUUUCACAGUUGCUUGUUGUGGGGAGCUCUUCUCUGCUCUUGGUACAAACCAGGCCCUGAGAGAACUGGACAUAUGUGAGAAAAAAAUGGAAGAUUCAGGGGUGAAGCAGCUGUGUGAAGGACUGAAACAUCAAAACUGCAAACUGCAGAAAUUGUACUUGUCUGGCAAUCUCGUAAAUGAAAAUACAACAAAGGAGUUGAAAGUUUUGCAGAAGAUAAAACCUGAUCUGUUGAUUGUGCAUAAUGCAGAAAUCAACCAUUGGACUCUAAAUACACAGACAAGCAAGCCUGUGUUUCCUCUAUGUCAGCACCAUACAUUCAUUUGUAAAUUGUCUUGUAGUGCAGCAAUGAUGUGGAAUAUUUUUGAGAGUCACUGGCUGGUUUCUGGACUUUUUCUGCUGUUAAGCAUUGUUGUAUAUUGUUUUCUCUGGUUGAUGAAUAUAUAAGUAUCUGAAAUCCAA
Dermochelys coriacea (leatherback sea turtle) is the source of this 1602-nucleotide messenger RNA. RefSeq names its product ribonuclease inhibitor-like. Gene Ontology annotation, cellular component: cytoplasm. Lineage: Eukaryota; Metazoa; Chordata; Testudines; Dermochelyidae. Gene Ontology annotation, molecular function: protein binding. The record is from RefSeq and is a predicted model, not a curated record. The coding region runs from base 1 to 1587 and encodes 528 amino acids. The transcript is spliced from 9 exons.